Entrophospora sp. SA101 is the source of this 417-nucleotide messenger RNA. The record is from the annotation of a GenBank genome assembly. NCBI's taxonomy places the organism in Eukaryota, Fungi, Glomeromycota, Glomeromycetes, Entrophosporales, Entrophosporaceae.
AUGAGUUGGGAACCUCUUUUCACAACCAAAGGCUUCAGAGUUUUCAGCAUUGAUUAUAAAGACAAUGAUGAUUUCAUACGUGAACUGAAAGAACAAUUGAAUGUAAUUACUAAUUCAGAAGGCUAUUUUAAUUAUCUGCCAGUCAUUCAAUCAUCUGGUUAUGGAAAAACUAGGGCUGUUUGCCAGCUUGCUAAAUCUCACCCAUUAAUAUACGUGUGUUUUCAUUCAAAAACUUCAACUGGGCAUCCACCUGCUACACCAAAAAGCAAUAUCAUGCACCAAGAGCUAGUGAAUAUGAAGAAUAUAGAUGAAGCUCAUACUGUGGCAUUUUCUUGGCUGAGGUCAAUGAUUCAAGUAUUCUGUGAGAUGGGAUUAGAAAAAAAAUCUGAAGACUUGUUAUAUGAUGAAGUAAGAUAA